GAACCGGAGCGGAGCGGUCCGGGCCGUGAGGGGAAAGGCCCCCGUCCGAUCGUCGGCGGUGCCGGAGCCGGAGCCGCCCGCCCCGGCCGGGACGGUCCAGGGCCGGCGGCGACGAUGGGCGGGCCGGGCCUCCCGUACGCCGUGAUGCUGCUGCUGCUGCUGCUGCUGGGGCCGGGCCGCGGCGCCGGGGCCAAGCUGGCCGAGUUCGAGGACGGCGCCGACGACCUGGCCGACUACGACGACAACGACUUCGCCGAGUUUGAGGACGGCGGGGAGGAGGCGGGCCCGGGCGCGCCCCAGCGCCCGGCCGCCCCCGACGAGGACGAGGACGACGACGACGAGGACGACGAGGCCACCGUGGAGCUGGACGGGCCCGCCGACCACCGGGACGACUUCGAAGACGCCGACGGACAGGAGGGAGACACGGAGAGCGAGCCUUACGACGACGAGGAGUUCGAAGGUUACGAAGACAAACCGGACGUGUCCCCCGGCAAAAAUAAAGAUCCCAUCACCAUCGUCGACGUCCCCGCACACCUGCAGAACAGCUGGGAGAGUUACUACAUGGAGAUCCUGAUGGUGACGGGUCUGCUGGCCUACAUCAUGAAUUAUAUCAUCGGGAAGAAUAAAAACCAUCGCCUGGCCCAGGCCUGGUUCAACACCCACCGGGAGCUGCUGGAGAGCAACUUUGCCCUCGUCGGGGAUGAUGGGACCAACAAAGAAGCCACAAGCACGGGGAAGCUGAACCAGGAGAACGAGCACGUCUACAACCUGUGGUGUUCAGGCCGUGUGUGUUGCGAGGGCAUGCUUAUUCAGCUCAAGUUUCUCAAGAGACAAGACCUGCUGAACGUCCUGGCGCGGAUGAUGCGGCCAGCCUGCGACCAAGUGCAAAUCAAAGUGACGGUGAACGACGAAGACAUGGACAGCUACGUGUUCGCCGUCGGGACGCGGAAGGCGCUGGUGCGGCUGCAGAAGGAGAUGCAGGACCUGAGCGAGUUCUGCAGCGACAAACCCAAAUCCGGGGCAAAGUACGGGCUUCCCGACUCCUUGGCCAUCCUGUCGGAGAUGGGCGAAGUCACCGAGGGAAUGAUGGACACCAAAAUGGUGCACUUCCUCACGCACUACGCCGACAAGAUCGAGUCCAUCCACUUCUCGGACCAGUUCUCCGGUCCGAAGCUCCUGCAGGAGGAAGGGCAGCCCCUAAAGCUGCCGGACACGAAGAGGACGCUGCUGUUUACAUUUAACGUGCCCGGUUUAGGGAACACGUCCCCGAAGGACAUGGAGGCUCUGCAGCCGCUGAUGAACAUGGUGAUCUACUCCAUCGACAAGGCCAAGAAGUUCCGGCUUAACAGAGAAGGCAAGCAGAAGGCCGACAAGAACCGGGCCCGGGUGGAGGAGAAUUUCCUGAAGCUGACUCACGUGCAGAGGCAGGAGGCCGCCCAAUCCCGCCGGGAGGAGAAGAAGCGGGCCGAGAAGGAGCGGAUCAUGAACGAGGAAGAUCCCGAGAAGCAGCGCAGGCUGGAGGAAGCGGCUCUGCGGCGGGAGCAGAAGAAGCUGGAGAAAAAGCAGAUGAAGAUGAAGCAGAUCAAAGUGAAAGCCAUGUAGAGUCACGGCAGGGAGCCGGGCCGCGCGGAAACCCGGACGGCACGGGGUCCCCAAAACGCCGUCGGCCCCCGGGCUCCCUCGCCCCUCUGGGCCGGUCCAGCAAGCCGGGCCCUCCGCCUCGGUAUUUUUCUUCCGGAUAAUUGCGACGUAUUUUUUUAAAACAAAACGCCGGCGAGCGCCUCGGGUUUCGUUUCGAACCGUCCCGCGACCCGCCGGCGCGGUGUCCGCGCUCUGCCGACGCCAAGCCCGCGGGGAAGCGGCGGGCGGGCAGGGUCCCCGAACCGGGCCGAGGGGCCCAACUCUAAACCGAGAUCCUUCCAAAUCGAAACUGCACAAUAAAAUUGGUGUUCCUCUUC
Tachyglossus aculeatus (Australian echidna) is the source of this 1958-nucleotide messenger RNA. It is a transcript of the gene CCDC47, whose product is annotated as coiled-coil domain containing 47. Bases 115 to 1602 code for a protein of 495 amino acids. Gene Ontology annotation, biological process: endoplasmic reticulum calcium ion homeostasis. The transcript is spliced from 13 exons. Gene Ontology annotation, molecular function: calcium ion binding. Gene Ontology annotation, cellular component: endoplasmic reticulum. NCBI's taxonomy places the organism in Eukaryota, Metazoa, Chordata, Mammalia, Monotremata, Tachyglossidae. The record is from RefSeq and is a predicted model, not a curated record.